Molecule: messenger RNA, 2675 nt
Organism: Pelobates cultripes (western spadefoot toad)
Lineage: Eukaryota; Metazoa; Chordata; Amphibia; Anura; Pelobatidae
Source: the annotation of a GenBank genome assembly
GAGAUCUCAGAUCUGACUGAACAAAUUGGUGAAUCUGCAAAAUCUAUCAAUGAGCUGGAAAAAGCCAAGAAGGUUGUAGAACAGGAAAAGAACGAUCUGCAAGCAGCCUUGGAGGAAGCGGAGGUACAGAGAGAUCCUUCAUUGGGUGAAAAAAAAACAUACAACUUGUUUUCAUUUUUAAAGUAUGAGUUAUUUUUGCCUUAACUAGGGAUCUCUGGAGCACGAAGAAGCAAAGAUCCUGCGUAUUCAGCUUGAACUGAACCAGGUGAAAUCGGAGGUAGACAGGAAAAUUGCAGAGAAAGAUGAAGAGAUUGAGCAGCUGAAGCGGAACAGUCAGAGAAUCAUUGAUACUAUGCAGAGUACGCUGGACUCUGAAAUCAGAAGCCGUAAUGAUGCUCUCAGACUAAAGAAAAAGAUGGAGGGAGAUCUGAAUGAACUGGAAAUCCAGCUGAGUCACGCCAACCGCCAAGCUGCGGAGGCGCAGAAACAGCUCCGAAAUGUCCAGGCACAGCUGAAGGUAUGGCAAACUCUAAAAGUCAUUCAAUAGAUUGUCACCGAGACCAGUGUGCUAAAGGUGUAAUACAAAUAGCAAUGUAAAAACAGUCAUAGAAAGGUAUAUAAAAUGACAAAGUAGUAAAAGAACAUAUCACAUCAUACAGAAUUGUGUAAUUGUUCAGCCUGCAGACAUAUUCCCAUUAUUUUCUCAGCUUACAAACUUUCUAUCGGUCUAUAAAUGAUUCGGUUUCUCCUGCUUGUUUUUUUAAGACAGGGCUUAAAAUGUCUAGCCCUACACUAGCCAAGCCUUAAAACCUUAAAAUGGCCACUACAAACCCGGCAGAGUCCAUGACACUCCAACCAGGCGAAAUUUCUACAUAAAUGGAAACUGUGAUACAUAAAAUGUCCUUGGGGCACAAAGCCCUGGGUGAAGGAAGCAUUGUAAGGUAUUAGUGGCACAAUGACAUCAUUAUGACAGGCCACUCUCUCUCACGAGUGCAAUAAAAUGAAUGUUUGAGAUAACUGUAAAACUAACUUGUUCUAUACAUUGGCAUACUAGGAUACCCAGCUCCACUUGGAUGAUGCUCUCAGAGGUCAGGAGGACAUGAAAGAGCAACUUGCUGUGGUGGAGCGCAGGAAUAACCUACAACAGGCCGAAAUUGAGGAGAUAAGAUCUGCCCUAGAACAGACUGAGAGAUCUAGAAAGAUUGCUGAGCAGGAACUUCUGGAUGCCAGUGAAAGAGUCCAGCUUCUUCACACCCAGGUAGGACCAUUCAAUAAAGAGAAGAGAUCUCAGUGCUGUAUCCUGUGUUACAAAGCAAGUAAUUCUAAAUUCUCUUUUCCACUUUAGAAUACAAGUCUCCUAAGCACAAAGAAGAAGCUGGAGAGUGACGCAUCCCAGCUUCAGAAUGAAGUCGAGGAAGCAGUUCAAGAAGCCAGGAAUGCAGAAGAGAAAGCCAAGAAAGCCAUCACUGAUGUAAGUGUUGUCCUGUUUUUGUACAGACGUUCCUCAAAGUGUUUAUUUUAACUAAGGAUUUUUUAUAUACUCUCAAAGGCUGCUUUAAUGGCUGAGGAACUGAAGAAAGAGCAGGACACAAGUGCACACUUAGAGAGAAUGAAGAAGAAUCUUGAACAGACAGUGAAGGACCUUCAGCUUCGUUUGGAUGAAGCUGAGCAGCUGGCCAUGAAAGGAGGCAAGAAGCAGCUCCAGAAACUGGAAGCAAGGGUACAUAGUAAAGGGUACUACUAAUUCAUUAAAAUUAGUUUAAAAGUGAGUACUUGCCAUGUUAACAUAAACAUGACAUUUACAGGUCCGUGAACUGGAGAAUGAAUUAGAUAAUGAACAGAAGCGUGGUGCAGAGGCAGUGAAGGGCGUGCGCAAAUACGAAAGGAGACUGAAGGAACUGACUUACCAGGUGAACUACAAUCCUUACAUAACUAAACACCCACCAAAUGCCCUCAACAUUUUAAUAGAGAAAUCUCACAUUUUAUUGUGUGGCAAAACCCAACAUUGCAUUUUGAAUUAAAAAAAGGACAUAGAAACCCACAAUCAAAUUAAGAUUGAGUGUGUGAUAAAUUACAGGUCACGUAACAUUGUUGUCCAUGUAGAAAUGAUAAAGCCGAACAAUACUUGCUUCACCGCUGCUAAUAUAUUGUCCUUCUCCCUUUUUUAGACUGAAGAAGACAGAAAGAAUGUCCUAAGACUGCAGGAUCUGGUGGACAAGCUCCAGCUGAAAGUUAAGGCCUACAAGAGACAGGCUGAGGAGUCGGUGAGUUCAAAAUAAGAGAGCCAAAAGAAAUGAAGCUUGUGAUUUAUAGACAUGGGUUUAUAAUAUAAUACAGUUCAUGGUCUGAGCUAUAGUGAUGAGUUCACAGAGCUGAAUUUUAUUUUUCUUUACCAUGAUACCUCUAGGAGGAACAGGCCAACACACACCUCACCCGCUUUAGAAAGGUUCAGCAUGAGCUGGAAGAGGCAGAGGAGAGAGCAGACAUUGCAGAAUCUCAAGUGAAUAAGCUGAGGGCAAAAAGUCGCGAUAUCAGCAGCAAGGUGGGAUAAUACAGAGAUAAAAACCAACGAAUACUGUGAUUCUAUCCUACUUAAGAAAAUGAACAUUUUAACGUAUGCGGAAACUAAAUCAUAUUUUCUUUUCUUCUUACAGAAAGGAGAAAGCGAGGAAUAA